AAGGUAAGAGGAAAUAAAAAUGGAACACAGCCUUCUUGGAAGACUGUGCGCUUGACAGUGCACAGUUCUAUCUGGUCACUGUUUGAAUUCUAUAAUACCUAUGACGCUGAGUCACCUUGUCCUAUCAGGAAACAGAAGAGGUAUAAAUCUCCCUCCAGUGAAGAGCCCCAGUCACUUCCACAACUACCUGAAGAAGGACGGAAGAAGCCUCUGAUCUUCCAGGAAACAAAAAGAGAUGAUUCUGCCGGUGGUGUUCCUGUGUCUCACAGUUGUGGUGCCUCUGUCCACUGCAGAGGAACCUGAAGAUUUUGAUGCUCUGUCAACUAACAGAACAGAUCAGCAAAACCUUAUUGUUGACACACAUAAUACCCUCAGGAGAGGAGUAAAACCAAGUGCCAGCAACAUGUUGAAAAUGGAAUGGAAUGCUCCAGCUGCAAAGAAUGCCCAAAACUGGGCCAAUGAAUGUACUUUAACACACAGUCCUGCUAGCAUGAGGAAAACCAAUGUACAAUGUGGGGAAAAUCUCUUCAUGGCAACUGGCCAUUUCUCAUGGUCAGAUGUUAUUCAGUCCUGGUAUAAUGAGGAGGAAAAUUUUGAAUACGGAACUGGAGCAAAAACACAAGGUGCUGUGAUUGGCCAUUACACUCAGGUGGUUUGGUACAAUUCUUAUGAAGUUGGAUGUGCUGUCGCUUUUUGUCCCAACAGGACAUACAAAUACUUUUAUGUCUGCCAGUACUGCCCCAUGGGGAAUCUAAUAAGUUCAAUUCCGACACCCUACAAAAAAGGAGAACCCUGUGGUGAUUGCCCUGAUGCUUGUGAUGAUGGAUUAUGCACCAAGCUUUGAAAUUUGAAGAUAUUUGUUCCAAGUAACUUUGCAAAGGCUCCUGGAUGUACCCAUAGCUUCUUCAAGUUCAUUGCCCUCUUCCUGCCAAUGCAAAACUGAAAUAAAAUAAUGGGCUCAAUUUUUCCUUCCUGGACAUCGAUCUCCUUAGUGAUUCUUUUCACAAAAACAGAAUCCACCCUGCCUCUCCCACAUGUGCAGAAGGACUAACUUAGU
Neopsephotus bourkii (Bourke's parrot) is the source of this 1057-nucleotide messenger RNA. Its product is annotated as cysteine-rich secretory protein 2-like. Bases 236 to 844 code for a protein of 202 amino acids. The record is from RefSeq and is a predicted model, not a curated record. Lineage: Eukaryota; Metazoa; Chordata; Aves; Psittaciformes; Psittacidae. The transcript has 8 exons. Gene Ontology annotation, cellular component: extracellular region.